AUGAGAACUCUCGAAUUAGUAGCUUUACCACCGUACCCGGCGUCUCUUGUUCCUUCUUUAAACUACUCCGCCGCACGGAACGUCGGAAAUGAUGUCAGAAUCGUCGGAAGUGACGUCACCACCAACUUCGAUGUUCAACUUUUCUUAAGGAAACCCAAACACCAAAAACCAGAACCCGUCGUCGUUUUUAAACCUCAGAUUCAGAUUGAUAAACAGGAAAAAUCAAGUCCUCGAUGUUCGGUUUCCGACAUUCUUCGAAUAAUGGAUUCUCUUUCCCUCCCUGUAAACGAAGAUCUAUACACUUGUCUUGCCAAAGAAUCAACUAGCGAUUGCGAUCAACGUGGAGCAUACGAGCUGCAAUUGCAUAUCAAGAACUCCAGAUUAAGACCCACGACGAGUUUUGUCAAUCGUCUUCUCUUGAUGCAUGUAUCGUGUGGGCGUUUGGAUAUUACACGCAACAUGUUCGAUAAAAUGCCUCAAAGAGAUUUUCAUUCUUGGGCAAUUGUUGUUCUUGGCUGUAUUGAAAUGGGUGAUUACAAAGACGCUGCUUUGCUAUUUGUUGCUAUGUUGAAACACCAGAAUCAUGCUUCGAAGAUUCAGCCUUGGAUCAUGGGAUGCGUUUUGAAAGCGUGCGCGAUGAUUGGAGAUUUGGCAUUAGGGAAACAGGUUCAUGGCUUGUGUCAGAAGCUUGGGUUUAUAGAUGACGAAGAUUCAUAUCUCUCGGGUUCCUUGAUACGUUUUUACGGAGAGUUCAGGUGUUUGGAAGACGCCAAUCUUGUGCUAAGCCAGCUCUCCAAUGCUGACUCCGUUGUUUGGGAUGCAAAGGUUACUAACGAUUACAGAGAAGGGCGGUUUCGAGAAGUAAUCCGUGAUUUCAUUGAAAUGGGUAAGCACGGGAUCAAGAAGAACGUCUCGGUCUUCUCUAAAGUUUUAAAAGCAUGCACAUGGGUCAGUGACGGCGGGAGAAGCGGGCAAGGAAUGCACGCGAUUGCCAUAAAGCUUGGGUUUGAUUUGGAUUGUUUGAUCCGAUGUCGGUUAAUUGAGAUGUAUGGGAAGUAUGGUAAGGUAAAAGACGCAGAAAAGGCGUUCAAGAGUAGGAAAGACGAAACAAGUGAUAGUUGCUGGAACGCUAUGGCGGCUUGUUAUAUGCAGAAUGGGUUUUACAUUGAAGCUAUUAAGCUUUUCUAUCAGAUGAAAGCAACUGGUAUUAAAGCAGAGGACAGGCUUUUGAAUGAAGUCAAUCUCAAGUCAACCUUCAUUUUAUGA
Arabis nemorensis is the source of this 1266-nucleotide messenger RNA. The record is from the annotation of a GenBank genome assembly. Lineage: Eukaryota; Viridiplantae; Streptophyta; Magnoliopsida; Brassicales; Brassicaceae.